Messenger RNA from Recurvomyces mirabilis, 1632 nucleotides. RefSeq names its product RNA polymerase C-22 sterol desaturase (gene ERG5). Bases 1 to 1632 code for a protein of 543 amino acids. Gene Ontology annotation, biological process: sterol metabolic process. The transcript has 3 exons. The record is from RefSeq and is a predicted model, not a curated record. Gene Ontology annotation, molecular function: heme binding; oxidoreductase activity, acting on paired donors, with incorporation or reduction of molecular oxygen; iron ion binding. NCBI's taxonomy places the organism in Eukaryota, Fungi, Ascomycota, Dothideomycetes, Mycosphaerellales, Teratosphaeriaceae.
AUGGCUUCAGUCAUGGAGGCAUUCAAUGCCUCCGCAACCGCAUACGCCAAUGCCCGAGAGGCGACCAUCCUCGCCACCGAUUCGAGCUUGAUCAGCAAUAUAGUCAACAAUGUCAACAUCUUCAGUGUCUUCUUCACCCUCUUCGCCAUUGCUGUGGCGUAUGAUCAAGUAACUUACUGGCGCCUCAAAGCCAACAUCGCCGGCGAACCUCUCAAGAUCCCCUUCGUCGGUCCCUUCCACGAAUCCGUCAAGCCCAGCUUCGAGAAAUAUUACGCUAAAUGGCUCACCGGGCCCCUCUCCUGCGUCUCCGUCUUCCACAAAUUCGUCAUCAUCGCCUCGACCCGCGACAUGGCUCGUAAGAUCUUCAACAGCCCGACAUAUGUCAAGCCCUGCGUGGUUGACGUCGCACAUAAACUUCUCAGAGCCGAGAACUGGGUGUUCCUAGAUGGGAAGGCACACGUAGAAUACAGGAAAGGAUUGAAUGGCCUCUUUACCCGACAGGCGCUGGAAACGUACUUGCCAGGUCAGCAAGAGGUUUAUAGAGACUACUUCCAGGAAUUCUGCGACAUCACGUCUCGGAAUGAUGGAGCGCCCAAGCCAUUCGUCUACAUGUUCCGUGAGCUCAUGUGUGCCGUUUCUUGCCGGACGUUCGUGGGACAUUACAUGAGUCGCGAGGGCGUCAAGCAGAUUGCAGACGACUACUACAACAUCACGGCCGCCAUGGAGUUAGUCAACUUUCCCAUAAUCAUUCCCUACACCAAGACAUGGUAUGGCAAGAAAGCUGCGGACCAGGUCAUCGAGGCGUUCAGCAACUGUGCGGCCAAAGCUCGUGUACGCAUGCGGCAGAAGGGCGCUCAGCCAGAGUGUAUUAUCGAUCGCUGGCUGCUGCAACAGAUGGAGAGUGAGCGGUAUCGGGAGCGCAUUGCAAAGGGCGAGGAAGUGCCGGAUGAGGAGAAGCCACAACAGUUAUUGAGGAACUUCAGCGACUACGAGAUCAGCAUGACAGUCAUGACAUUCCUCUUCGCGAGCCAGGACGCCACGAGUUCGGCUUGCAGCUGGAUUAUGCAAUUGCUUGCUGAUCGACCAGAGAUGCUGGCAAAGGUUCGCGAGGAGGGAUUGAGGAUACGACCGGAUCCACGUUCAGAUGUUACGCUUGAGAUGCUGGAGAAUAUGCACUGGACCCGCGCCUGUGUAAAAGAAACCCUCCGCUACCGCCCUCCCGUAAUCAUGGUCCCCUACCUCGUGAAAAAGGACUUCCACAUCCCCGAAUCAAACUACACCGCCAAAAAAGGCAGCAUGAUCAUCCCCUCCACCUGGCUCUCCCUCCACGACCCAGAAGUCUAUUCCGAUCCGGACACCUACGACCCGGAACGAUGGAUCUCCGGCAACGCGGAGGAGCAAGGAAAGAACUGGUUGGUCUUCGGCACAGGGCCGCAUUACUGCAUCGGACAGACGUACGCCGUUCUCAAUCUGAUAUGUUUACUGCAUAUGAUGGCUUCGGAAUUGGAGUGGACGCAUGAGAUUACGCCUACUAGCGAGCAGAUACGGGUUUUUGCUACGAUUUUCCCGAUGGAUGAUCUGAGGUUGUCGUUUAGGCAGAAGGUGGACGGUGAGACUGGCGUAGCGGCGUGA